GCUCUUCUUCUUCCCGGUGCAGCCACCCAAAGAAAAAAAAAAGAAAGGGGAACCCGGCACCAGCCUUUGAGAAACCGGUGAGAUGAGCUUGAUUUCUCCUUCUUUUCUUGCUCUACAACACAUGUAGAACCCAGAAAUUUCCCCCACCCCUCUGCAGAAUCCUGAUCUGCUCUGCUUUGCUCUGUCCUUCCGCCGGCUGCUCCUGCUUUGUGGGGGUGAUUUGCUCCGGUUUUGGCCCCGUGAGUCCCCUGCACUUGCCGCCGGCCUCCUCCCCAAUCUGCACUCCGGUUUUGCUUGCUGGAUUUAUGGAAGCGAAACCGAGGACGGGGAAACCACGGGAAAUGACGAGUUAGAAGGCUAGUCAUUGUAAUUGGAUAUGAAAUUUUAGAGAUAAAUAAUGACCUUGUAAACUAGACGUUAAUUGGAGAUUUUGAUAUCAGAGCAAAUAUUGAGAUUUUUAUCUUCAGAUUUUGAUGGUAUCAGAUUGUGGUGUGAUAAGUUCCGAGCCUUGUGCGUUUGUGGGUUCCUCUCACGAGUGCACAGCAUCUGUCGCGUCCCCGGAUUUGGGUUCUGGGGCGUGACAACCUAGCCUACAUGUUUUUGGUUUAAGAAUGGCAUGGCAUAACCUUAAAAGUAAUGCUAGUAACUUUAUGCGUUUGCGAUUUUGCAAUGAUGCAUUUUGCCACUGUGAAGCUAUUUUAAAAGACUAACUUACCGUGUCAAGGUUAGAAGUGACUAUAAUAAUGAAGUGCAUGAAUC
This is a messenger RNA of Rubroshorea leprosula, 759 nucleotides long. The record is from the annotation of a GenBank genome assembly. Lineage: Eukaryota; Viridiplantae; Streptophyta; Magnoliopsida; Malvales; Dipterocarpaceae.